Messenger RNA from Microplitis mediator, 5321 nucleotides. RefSeq lists its product as uncharacterized. Bases 9 to 1244 code for a protein of 411 amino acids. The transcript is spliced from 5 exons. NCBI's taxonomy places the organism in Eukaryota, Metazoa, Arthropoda, Insecta, Hymenoptera, Braconidae. The record is from RefSeq and is a predicted model, not a curated record.
UCGAUGCAAUGUUGCCGCACGAGAAGGUCGAAUUUCUUUUGACGUGCAUUAGAAGCCCGUACGUCGAAGAAAACAUAAAUCUGACCUUCGAAUACCUCAACCAAAUUAAAAGCUUGCGAACCAAGCGGUAUCAAUUACGAGGGUUAAGGAGGCCGAUUUCUCCGGCAGCGCAAACCGCACAGCAGCCAGAUCAAGCAGCUGAUCGAGAAAGAUCCCGUGUGACGCUCGAUGACAUCAUGGCUGAGCUAGGAGGGAUAAAAGUCACUAUGGGAUCGGACAGAACCGAAUUCAGUAACACAGUUGGCCAACUCAGUAACACAGUCGGCCAACUCAGUAACACAGUCGGCCAACUCAGUGUCUCAAUCGGCCAACUCAGUGCCACAGUUGCCCAUCUCAGCAUUGAAUCAAUUCAAACCAAUGCUAAGUUACAAACUUUACAAGCCAACUUCGAGAAGCACCUAAGGGAGGAGCACCGUCAACCGAUGGCCGUUACGCCACCUAGGAUAUCACCUCCACCUCAAGAUUCACCAAUCGGUGCAGCUCCAGCCAUACAACUGCCUGAAGAAGACAAUCGACGAUCAGAAUCAGCUCGAGAAUCUACUGGUACGGAUCAGUCAUCUAAUUCACCUCGAGUUUCGUCACAAGAUGACUUUCCUGAUGUCACGUUCGCUUCUUCAUCAGCCUCACCUGAAAUUGAAAUUCCCGAUUCUGAUGAGUCGUCUAGCGCAGCUCCAGCUUCACCAGCGCCCCGUGACUCAUCGGAAUCGUCGGCUAAUACUCGGCGUUCUAUGUACAUCCUGAGGUCUCGAUGUAACGUAUCGGAUGAUGUUGUCAAGAAAUUUCCCAAAGACAUCCAAGUGGGUGGCAGUAGACCUGCUGUUAUAUCUUCAGGAAGUUCAAGUGGUGACGACGACCACGACGCAAGUAAAAUAAGAAAGAUGCUGAGUAUUUUAAAGCUAAAUGAUCCCCAACAACCAAGGAUAAUCAUUUCAUCAACGUUAUCCUUUGCCGUCGAUGACGCAGAUCUGUACGCGAACACCAAUUUCGCGGAGUACAUCGCUUGGGUCGGUAAAUUGACAUCGAAAUGGCAGUGCACGGUAUGCAAUAAGACGUUUGAAACAUAUGCAAUUCCUGCUCAUGUCUGGUUGGUUCAUAUCAGGGGAUCAUUCAAAUGCGAGGCAGAAGGAUGCAACUUCGUUGGCCAUAGCGUCUCUACAAUGAGAGGCCACUUGAAGAGACAUUAACUGGUCAGCCCACUGAGGGACCUGAUGGAAGCCUCAUAUGUCAGGACAGUUGGACUUAUUAUAUGCUUACGAAACACCGGUUACGGUGUUAUGACUUAGGUGUAUUCACAUCGCACUGAUCAGGACCGAACCGGGAGCUUUCACUAUAGGUCAACUGUACCAGUAUCAACGUCAACACAUUAUCAGGCACUUAAGCUCAGAGGAUCCAUUGACCAGAUGGUCUCUCAUUGUAAAGACGCUAUUGCAAACGACGUUGCAUCCUAUCUCGCAUUUGAAUGAUCCCUCGACAUAAACCAACCAGAUAUAAAAAGGAAUUGUAUAUUUUUCGAACGACCUGUUGCAAUCCAUGCACUGCUAGUUCGAUAUCGAUUUACCGAUCCAAUCGAUGUACGCCGCGAAAUGGGUGUUCGCGUACAGAUUUGCGUCAUCGACGGUAAAGGAUAACGUUGAUGAAAUGAUUAUCCUUGGUUGUUGGGGAUCAUCUUACUUUAAUAUACUCAGCAUCUGUCUUGUUUUUCUUGCGUCGUUGUCAUCGUCAUCACUUGAACUUUCUGAUGAUAAGACAGCGCGCUUACUGCCACCCACUUAGAUGUCUUUGGGCAAUUUCCUGAUAACAUUAGCCGAUAGGUUAAUUCGAAACCUCAGGCCGUACCUAGAACGCUGAGUAUUAGCCGACGAUUCCGACGAGUCACGAGGCGCUGGUAAAGCUGGAGCUGCGCUAGACGACUCAUCAGAAUUAGGAAUUUCAAUUUUGGGUGAGGCUGAAGAAGAAGUGAACGUGACAUCAGGAAAAUCAUCUUGUGAUGAAACUCGAGGUGAAUUAGAUGACUGAUCCGUACCAGUAGAUUCUCGAGCUGAUUCUGAUCGUCGAUUGUCUUCUUCAGGCAAUUGUAUGGCUGGAGCUGCACCGAUUAGUGAAUCUUGAGGUGGAGAUGAUAUCCUUAGGUGCUUCUCGAAGCUGGCUUGUAAAGUUUGUAACUUAGCAUUGGUUUGAAUUGAUUCAAUGCUGAGGUGGGCAACUGUGUUACUGAGUUGGCCGACUGUGUUACUAAAUUCGUUUUUGUCCGAUCUCAUAGUGACUUUUAUCCCUCCUAACUCAGCCAUGAUGUCAUCGAGAGUCACAUGAGAUCUUUCUUGAUCAGCUGCUUGAUCUGGCUGCUGUGCUGUUUGCGGUGCCGGAGAAAUCGGCCUCCUUAAGCCCCGUAAUUGAUAUCGCUUGGUUCGCAAGCUUUUAAUUUGGUUGAGGUAUUGGAAGGUCAGAUUUAUAUUUUCUUCGACGUACGGGCUUCUAAUGCACGUCAAAAGAAAUUCGACCUUCUCGUGCGGCAACAUUGCAUCGAUAUCUUGCCAGAUCGGAAGGUUUGUGAGUUCUUUCCUCAUAUUGACUAUGAAACUCUUGCUAACAUAGUCAACCGCCCGGCUUUUGGACGAUGCUUGACCAGCAUUUUCUUCGCGAUCGAAGCCGGGAAUAUCGAUGAAGAAUGCUCUCUUGUCCUAUGUGCUCAUGGAAACUUAUAUAUUUAUGGAAAUGGAGUAUAUUCAUAAUGAAUUGUUAUGGACUGCAGUUCGCUCUACAAGACGUUUCUUCAUGGUCGAACGAAAUUUGCUGAACUCCCUCGUCAAUGUGUCCCAAGAGACGAAUGAUUUUUCCAUACAGCAGGGUCCUGGGUAGCAACUAUAUCCUGGAAACGGUAUUGUUUAGGAGCCAUGAGAUGGCCAUUCUUGUACUACUUACCGGAAAUGAAGAUCGUUUGUAGCUACACCUUGGAACAUAUAAUUCGCCAAGCCUGGAAUUAUUUUUCCACGGUCGCCGAUGAUCAAAGUGAACGAUUUCCCAGACUCAGUCUGUCCGAUCGAGUAGACAACUGGCAUUACCUCGGUAGGACGUUCGGCAUUGGCUGCAUUAAUAAUUUAUGAUAAAGAUCUUAUGGUAGAAGAAAUCUUCUCAACGAAGGCAUCCACCGUAAUAUCAAAAUUAGAAUGACGUAACCGAUUUUCUUGAAUGGUUACACCAGAUGCUUCAUUAGGGAAAAUGCUCUCCCGUCCCUGAACUAUCACAUGCAUUUUGAUACUAUCAAUAUAAAACAGAAGAAAUUGUACACUUAUUGAUAUUCCAUUAUGAAUGAAAAUAUAAAUACACACACAUAUAUAUACAUAUAUGUAUAUAUAUACAUAUUCAGCGACGAACUUUUAGGACUAGAUUAAAAUAAUCACUGUCGAAAUCGCCAAAUACGAAAGAGUAAAUUUUGUGAACUAUAAUGAGAAUAGAAAUGGAAAAAUAAUUUCAAGGAGUGAAAGGCGUUUCGUCUAAGUAUACGACAGUUGAUGUUGCUCAGUUAAGUCUGUCUAUCGUAUCUCAUCUAAAUCGUCGUAUUGGGAAGUACAUAUUGGAACUGUCAUAAAUAGAAUCAGGCAUAUAGACAAGUCACUGCGGUAGGCGCAAACUGUGUAAUACAAUUUCGCAGCGUGAAGCCAAACUAUCAUAUGACUUCCCUUCUUGAAAACAAGGUUGAGAUUGAAAAGCAGAAGACUUACGAAGGCGUAAUUUCAAAAUUUCAAAUCAACUGUCAGUGAAGUAGAGACUUGCAACUGCCAUUUAUAAAAUCAGUUAAGAAAACAAAAAUAUUCAAAUAUUUUGAUGGAUUUGGACGAGAAAGCGAUGAAGAUAACUAAUGUGGGAUAUAAUAACAAGAGUUCAAUUGACUUGGCAGUAUCAUUCAACAAAUUGAAGUUGCUACAGCAAUAUAUAUUUUGAUAGGAUGAUACUUAUGAAACAGAUUGUCUUGAAGCUGAUAUUGAUAUAAAUAAAUAAAUUCAUUAUCUUAAUUUCUUACCUAGAGUAAACUGAACAGUUUUAGUUUUAAAAAGUAUCCCACUAAAAAAUUAAAAAAAAAUUUGCUUUCUCAUGAAAAACUUUAAACAAUUUUUUAAGUCAAACAUUAGUGACAUUUUUCCUCUGAAACAUAUUAAAAUAUUUGUUAAAAAUAUCCUGCAAAAGGCUUGUAAAUUCCAUUUUCUUUUAAAACCUGAGAAAGUAUUAUCAAGUCAAAAAAAAUGAUGUAACUUGAGAAGUAAAAUACUUACUAAAAUUGUUAAUAUUGUAACUUAUGUUAGAAAAUAUUUAUGGAUAUAAAAAAAAAUUUUUUUGAUUGUUUAGAAAAGUACUAGAAUAAAAAAUAUUCUUGUACUAUUGAAAAAAAAAUUAAGAAAAAAAAUUUAUCGAAUGCGUCCGAUUAAAAAAAGUAAUUUGAAAAGAUUAAAAUAAAAAUUAUAAUACGUAUUAGUAAUAAUUAAAUAGAGGAUUGUAAAAGCAAAUAAUUGAUCUACGACGAUAAUUUGGUAAAAAUCUCUUGGAUAAUAUCACAAUUUCCGAUGGACAUUUAUGAGAGAAGAAUUUGAAUAUUACAGCUUAUUUAAAAUAAUUUACCAUAAAAUUUAUUUUUAUUAUUUUUUUUUUUUUAUUCUAAUUUUGUAAAUGAAAUGAAAAAUAUUAGUGUAAAAUUGAUAGUGAUUUUUUUUUUAAUGCAACAGAAAAGUUACUCAUGACUCGAGAACUUGAUAAAGUUCAUAUAAAUUUUGCUAAAAUUAAUCAUUCAUAUAGCGAUUGGUAAAAUUUGUAAGAUUAUAAUAUAAAUAUGUAAUGAUAAUUGUGUUAUCGCACCUAGUUUUUUAAGUUAUUUUUAUUGUUAUUAUUAAAAUAUAGUAAUCGAUUAUUUAAUACGUCAGGAAUGUGACCAUGUGGCAUUGUAUAAAAAGACAUGUUUAAAAGUAUAGUUGAAUAAUAUUUUGUAAAAAAUUACGGGAUCAAAUUGAAUAAUUCUGGAGAACAUCGAUUUAUUACACCGGUGCGUAACAUUAUUGAGUAAUUUUUAAUAUAAAUUUAUCUGCGGGAUAUUUACGUUUUGCACCGUACGCUACUUGUCCGAUUUUUCUAGUACUAAAAAAAAAAUACUUAUUCUAGGCUUAUAAUAAUUAUAAUGCAAAAAUUUAUCGUGACUGUGGUAUUAAUUACAGUGACAAUAAUGAUAAUUUUAUUGAUGAACAUGAAAUUGAUGGUCAAUAAAUUUUUCAAUUGUA